AUGCUGGACCAGCCCCACGUUGUAUUCUUCGAUACAUUUGGCACCGUCGUCGAGUGGCGGUCAAGUGUCACAAAGGCAUUGAGCGACGCGGCUCGGCAGGCACUUGAUGAUCCGAACAGGCAUAUUCCCGCUGAUUUACGCCAGCGUGCAGCUGCACUGGACCAGUCAGAUUGGCUUGCUUUCGCGGAGGAGUGGCGUUUAUCCUACGGCAACUUUACCAGCACAUUUGAUCCUUCGAAGGGGUUUGUGUCGGUAGACCAACACCAUUACCACGCACUACAGGACCUUCUCAAGAAACGAGGCAUUCAAGAGCUAUUUGACAACAGUCAACUACUGGAGCUCACUUUGUGCUGGCACCGACUUACCCCAUGGCCCGAUAGUGUUGCCGGAUUGGACCUGCUGAACACCAAAUUCAUCACGUCGACGUUAUCAAAUGGGAAUGAGUCUCUGCUUAAGGAUCUAAAGCAGUAUGGCUCACUGCCUUUCACUCAGCUCGUCGGCGCAGAGAAUUUUGGAGCAUAUAAGCCGUCGCCAAUUGUAUACCACGGUGCAGCGAACCUCCUAGGGCGUGAUUCAACCCAAUGUACCAUGGUAGCGGCGCAUUUGAGUGACUUGAAAGCAGCAAAAGGCUGUGGCUUCCGGACCGUUUAUGUGGAGCGUGAGUCCGAGGAGGCUUGGUCCACAGAUCGUGUAGCGCAAGCUAAAGAAGAGGGCUUUGUCGACAUUUGGGUCGGGUUGAAUGAGAGUGGAGUUUUGGAGGUCGCUCGAAGAUUGGGAAUCAAGGGGGACAAUGGAUCUCAGCCUAUCUCAGAGUAA
Messenger RNA from Penicillium longicatenatum, 816 nucleotides. Its product is annotated as haloacid dehalogenase, type II. The coding region runs from base 1 to 816 and encodes 271 amino acids. The transcript has a single exon. The record is from RefSeq and is a predicted model, not a curated record. Lineage: Eukaryota; Fungi; Ascomycota; Eurotiomycetes; Eurotiales; Aspergillaceae.